GGAAACCGCGGCUCGCGUCCGCCGCGUUCCGUUGCCGGCGCUCCGCUGCUGUUGCUUCAGCCUCGGGCGCUGAGCACCACGGCCCGGGUGCAGGAUGGAGGCAAAGGCGGCCUCCACGCCGGCUACUGGCGGCGCCGGGUGCUCGGUGACGGCGGAGGAAACCGAAAAGUGGAUGGAGGAAGCGAUGCAAAUGGCCAAAGAAGCCCUAGAAAAUACUGAAGUUCCCGUUGGCUGUCUCAUGGUCUACAACAAUGAAGUUGUGGGGAAGGGACGAAAUGAAGUUAAUCAAACCAAAAACGCUACUCGACAUGCAGAAAUGGUGGCCAUCGAUCAGGCCCUGGACUGGUGCCACCAAAGUGGCAAGAGUCCUUCUGAAGUAUUUGAACACACCGUGCUGUAUGUCACUGUGGAGCCGUGUAUUAUGUGUGCAGCUGCUCUCCGCCUGAUGAAAAUUCCGCUGGUGGUAUAUGGGUGUCAGAACGAACGAUUUGGUGGUUGUGGCUCCGUUCUAAAUAUUGCCUCUGCUGAUUUACCAAAUACUGGGAGACCAUUUCAGUGCAUUCCUGGAUAUCGGGCCGAGGAAGCAGUGGAAAUGUUGAAGACCUUCUACAAACAGGAAAAUCCAAAUGCACCAAAAUCAAAAGUUCGGAAAAAGGAAUGUCAGAAACCUUGAACUUGUUCUGAGGGAAGGCUGAUGCCCCUUGACGACAUUCUUGGACUGAAAGUUGUUGACAUCAUUGAAUCAUACGUUCAUAUGUGCCCUCAACCCCUGGGAAAAUUAUCUCCUAUUAUUUGCUGUGUUCAGGGAACAAAUUAGCACUUUUUAAAAGUCUGACAGUUGUAGGCAAUGGUUAGCUUUUCCAUAAGCUUAAAGAACAUUGUAAGAAGGGGAUAAAAAUAAAGAUUGAAAUUUUAGAAAUUAGUAAGCAGUGCAUGCUCUUCCUGCCAAAAUCAUUGUGCCUGGGCCAGGAAAGUCCUGAGUUUCAGUGAAUGUGUAUCCAGACCCAGUUACCUGGCAUGUGUCCGGACUGGAGUGUGCCACACUGUGGGCACCUGCUUUCGGCCUGGCUUUUCAGAAUCGGGUCCUUCAUUCUUUGCAGCCACUGUGUCCUCCCAGGGUGUUGAGGGCCCGUGACUUUCUACACUUGAUCUUAGCCAAAAGGCCAAGAAGCCAUGAGGGCCCGUGACUUUCUUGGAAUUUGUCUAUGAGUUGUAUACAUAUAGAUUAUGAUUGUGUGUGCCUCAGAACUGAUUUCUUUUUGCUUUUAUAAAGCAGUUCGAGAAAAUGCAUACUUUUAAAAACAAGUACGUGUCAUUUUUAAAUUAUAGCAUAUUGCUAUAAUAAAACCUUACUUACGCCUUCUUUGAA
Molecule: messenger RNA, 1369 nt
Organism: Panthera uncia (snow leopard)
Lineage: Eukaryota; Metazoa; Chordata; Mammalia; Carnivora; Felidae
Gene: ADAT2
Product: adenosine deaminase tRNA specific 2
Exons: 6
Coding region: 95-673 (192 amino acids)
Biological process (GO): tRNA wobble adenosine to inosine editing
Cellular component (GO): nucleus; cytoplasm
Molecular function (GO): tRNA-specific adenosine-34 deaminase activity; zinc ion binding
Source: RefSeq, a predicted model, not a curated record